AUGUUCACGGCGCCAGACUACUUCCCCUUUCUUAUAAGGCAGUUCCACCGAGAGACGCGGUGGGACGAGCACAACUCGUACUCGACGUUCUGCAAGACGUCACAGGCGAUUCUGGACUUUUCCAUCCCGCACGGUGUAUCGGUCAGCGCGGGCCGCAGUGUCAGCAGUGGCCUCAACUCGCAGCUGGUGUUUUCAAUGAUCCCAAGCAAGGCGUCCUCGAUCGGAUACCUCGCCGCGUCGCGGCCACUUUUCAAAGUUCUAGACUUUGGGGGCGCUGCUGCUGGCAUUGCAACCUCCGUAGCAGCAGCCGCGUCCGAUCUCGUAGCCGAUCCGGCAAAGGACGCUCCUGAGCAUACAGUGCGUGGUGGUGUAUCGGGUGGAGGAGAUGUGUCGGCCGAUUCGGAGCCGGUCCUUCUGACUGGGUUCUCGCCGUCGUUGGCGGACUAUGCAACAAAGAGCGAUGUGGUGCCUGGCUUUGCGGUCGCCGGCACCAAGCAGCACGAGUUUGCCAUCGCCCGCCAGCAGCAAGUGCAGGACGAGCGCGACUCGCAGAACCUUCUCCACAGCAUCACAGCGGGGACGUGGAAGUGCAACUGGGACAUUGGGAGCCUGCAGGCCGGGGCAGGCGGUGCCGGUGACUACCUGAUGGUCGCGCAGAUGUACCCCUCGCUGGCGUCGAUCACUGGGUCGUACAUUGUGCGCCGGUCGGCGACUUCCGAGCUGACGAUCAGCGGAGUCAGCGUGGCCGGUUCAAACCCUGACAUGCAGUUUGUUAUGCAGCACGCAACCAACCGGAGACGAUGGAGCAGCGAGGCGAUCCUUGCGACUAGCGGCAAGCUCGUUGGCCUGCGCGGCCAGUACAACUUUGGCGAUGUCGAGGCGCUGGACCGGGCAGCGCACUCGUACUACCGUGGCAGCGAUGAGGACGCCAGGCGUGUGCUCCGCGAAAAAACGCACGGGCGGCUGUCGGUCGGCAGCGAAGUGUACUUUGGCGCACAGGACUCGAGCGGCGGCAUAUCUGUGGGUGCGCGGUACCGCUACGACCUGCCUCUGUUUUCAGAGCUGACGUGUGUCCUGACUCCGAUCAUGGGCCACUUGUCGCUGGCGUGGACGCAGCAGCUGCGGCCUCAGUUCUGCGCGGCGGCGCGCUACGACUUCAACAUGUUCAGCCUCGACUCGGAGCUGGCGAUGGGCAUAGAGUGGCAACUGGAUCAGAACAGCAUUAUCAAGACUGGGUGGAGCAGAUCGCAGGGCCUGCGCUUCCUUGUUGACACGCGCCUCAACAACAUGAUAUUCAGCAUGGGGCUGGCCUUCAACAGCGACGGCCCUGGCCGCCUGGGAUUGGGGUCUGGCGCUGGCGCUGGCAGCGCCUCCGAGCCACCAGCAUCGUCCUCGAACGGAAUGCGGCGACUGGUGCGGUCGUUCGGCCUGCAGUUCCAGUGGUUUUUGUAG
This is a messenger RNA of Kickxella alabastrina, 1452 nucleotides long. RefSeq lists its product as uncharacterized. Bases 1 to 1452 code for a protein of 483 amino acids. NCBI's taxonomy places the organism in Eukaryota, Fungi, Kickxellomycota, Kickxellomycetes, Kickxellales, Kickxellaceae. Gene Ontology annotation, cellular component: ERMES complex; SAM complex. The record is from RefSeq and is a predicted model, not a curated record. Gene Ontology annotation, biological process: phospholipid transport; establishment of mitochondrion localization; protein insertion into mitochondrial outer membrane. The transcript has 2 exons.